Molecule: messenger RNA, 1184 nt
Organism: Sinocyclocheilus rhinocerous
Lineage: Eukaryota; Metazoa; Chordata; Actinopteri; Cypriniformes; Cyprinidae
Product: ninein-like protein
Exons: 7
Coding region: 114-1184 (356 amino acids)
Biological process (GO): microtubule anchoring at centrosome
Cellular component (GO): centrosome
Molecular function (GO): calcium ion binding
Source: RefSeq, a predicted model, not a curated record
GGCUAGAGAUUCUAGUACUCAUAUGUCAAUGCAGAUUGGCCACCAGACUUGUUUAUCAUUUUUAAUUCUACAUUCAUGUCCCAGACUUUGCAGGCUGUGCAGUAUGUGGUGGGAUGGAUGAGGAGGAGCAGAACCGCUAUGUGGCCCAGUUGAAAGCUGAAUUUGACAGCUGUGACACCACCGGGACAGGUUAUCUCGACAAAGAGGAACUUACUGCCUUAUGCCACAAGCUGAGCUUAGAUGCCCAUCUCCCUUUGCUGCUGGACACUCUGCUUGGACCACAACAUUAUGCCAGGGUGAAUUUUGAAGAGUUCAAAGAGGGCUUUGUGGCUGUGCUGUCAAGAUCUUUGGACUUUAGUACUUCAGAGGAGGAGAGCAGCUAUCUUGAACCAGCAGUCCCAGAGGAGGUGAAACCUAAAUAUGUGAAAGGAACCAAACGGUACGGGCGGCGAUCACAGCCAGACAAGACCGACUUAGAGCUGACAGCAGUCUCAGAAGAUUCACCACCGUUUGGGACUGACAAAGUAGAAACAAACGGUGUGAGGAGAGCCAAGCUCAGACGCUCCACCUCACUGGAGAGUGUUGAGAGUCUAAAGUCAGAUGAGGACACAGGAAACAACAAGGAGUCCACACACCACUAUUUUGUGGCACAAGGCCAGUUGAAGCUCUGGAAUCAAGAUGGCACAGGAAGUCCUCUGCGCUCAUCUGAUCCUCAGCAGGAAGUGACAGACGGGCAGGUGAGGGCAGUAUGGCAGGAGCUGGGGGUCGGAGCUGGAGGAUCACUAAACCGCGAGGAGCUGUCACUCGUCUGUGACCGCAUCGGUCUCAAGGACUUACAGUCCGAGGAGUUAGACAGUCUCUUCAGAAAACUAGACAAGGAUCGGGAUGGGAGAGUCAGUCUGAGUGAGUUCCAGAGUGGGCUGUUCACACAACACGAUCACGCUGCUCCCAUCUCUACCUCCACCCCUGCCCGGCCCAAACCACAGCGCUCCAUCUCAAAGGCCCUUGAGGAACGUGUGGUGCGUUCCACUUCCCCUUCUUUACUGUCGGCUACAGUGGGUCAGAGGCUGCUGACCCGGCUGGAUGAUGGCUCGGGAUGCACAAGUCCAGACAAAGUCAUCGCCCUCUGGACGGAGGAGGGCAUCCACAAUAGCAGGGGUAUUCUACAGGUAACAGAUUACUAG